AAAUUUUUAAUUUCCUUAAAAAUUUAAAUAAUAUAACUUUCAUAUUCUUGAAAGUUAUAUUAUUUCUAAUAAACUGCCAACGGGCAUACAUACGUAUAUACAUAUAUAUAUAUAUAUAUAUAAUUAAAUAAAAGGCGUAUUUAUUCUCGCCAAAAACGGUUUCACUAAAAUUGCAGAUAUUUUCUUGCCGCCCAAAAAUCUCACAUCGGCAAUUUGCCGCUAUUGAAUUUUGGUAGAAACAUUCCGUUUUCCGGAAAGCGGUAUAUCUCCACUUACCGCCAAUCUUAUAUAUAUAUAUAAGUAUAUGUACAUAUAUACAAAUUCUGAUAUAUACCCCAAAAUAAAUUCCGUUGCAGUUUAUAUGCCUACUGUGUCCCACUGUGCAAGAACAAAAUAUUAGCACAUUAAAAUCACAUACUUUCCUCUGCUUACCAAUUUUUGCCGUUGGUCGCAUAGUUCGUUGAACUUGGCUAAACAAAUUGCCGAAAAACAUAAGUGCACUAUUUCCCAUAUAUCAUAUGUACAUACGUUAGCACAUAUAAACAUUUUUACCAGUUGCAUUUUCUGCAACUAUUCGUAUAAUAGCUAAGAGAGUCGCUGCUAUUUAUCGAACAAUACAGUCCACACGUACCAAGCGCACUCUAGCUUAUUUUAAUUUAUUUCAAUCUUGCUUUUCUCUGCUGCACUCACCAAGCUAAGAGAACGUAAAUCAAAGCCCGCUCUCUCAGCGGUGAGCGGCUCUUUACGUAUUAUUAUAUCCACUUGUGCAUUCCCGCACACAUACAUACAUACGCACUAUAAUCAAAACAAAUUCUCUGUUGUUUUCGUUUCUUAACUCACCACUGCUGUGACAAAGCAUAGCUUAGCCAUAUACUCGGCUUCAUACGUAAAUAUUUGUACAUACAUACGUACGUACAUUUUUACAUUCUACAUAUUCUGCACUUUUGUACAUACGUGCUAACAAAGAAUAUUGUCACACGAAUAUUAUCCAUAACGCGAUAAGAAAUCGAAGACAUCAUGGCAGCACGGAAGGCAUGCCCCCUGGCUCCAACGGCAGAGACAGACAACUGCCUACAAUGCCGGCUCUGCCACCGGUACCACGCAUUGCGGACGUGCCCGGCCAUCAAGGCGAUGAAGCCGCCGCAACGGUUGGGAGUAGCCCGCGCGCAAGGCUACUGCGUCAACUGCCUUGCGCUCACCCACACCACCGGGGAAUGCGAUUCGCCGGGUAGUUGCAAGACCUGCGGGCUAGCGCACCACACGCUGCUGCAUGUGGCAGCCAACACGCAUGCGCGCACGGGGCCAAGGGAACAGGGGCCCAAGAAGAGGAAACCGGCCACAAAGGCCCCAAGGAGCGUCAAGCGGCGCGCACCGCCGAAGAAAAAGGCGCUGAAGAAGGCGCAGAAGAACCCGCGCAACCAUGCGCCGCAACCGCCGCGCAAGAAGACCGCCCAACGGACGAUCGCGCGCACGCCCCAAGGCCUACAAACGGCCAAUUUCCAGGGCCGCACCACCCACCGCGUCCUGGGCAACACUAUACGCGCCCUGAAAGAGCUGCAGGAGACGCUCAGCAACGCAUUCCUGCAGGGCGGGGACGAUGUCUAAGCCGCCGCUUAAGCCGAGUUCAGCGGCCGUGCGCGCGCACUUUGGCGGCAGUGGAGUCGACGCGACUCCGAAAAUAAUUACCGAGCGCGCACGGCCGCCUCCCAAUCGUCGUGCGAAAAUCCGCACAAACCAGUUCAGCUAUUAACGCCGGUCUACGCGCACGCGCCCCCUUAAUAUUAGCAUUUUAAACAUCUUUUCAACUGUGUCAUCUUUUUAACAUCCGUGAAAAUAUAAACUUUAAUUGUUAAAAACUUUGAAUAAACCGAGCGGAAGUUUGUAAAAUUAAAAAUUGAAAACCAAAGUAUUUCCUUAAAGCGGAAAGAAACUGUGUGUGUGCAAGGUGAGUGCGAAAGGCAA
Molecule: messenger RNA, 1962 nt
Organism: Rhagoletis pomonella (apple maggot)
Lineage: Eukaryota; Metazoa; Arthropoda; Insecta; Diptera; Tephritidae
Exons: 2
Coding region: 1018-1605 (195 amino acids)
Source: RefSeq, a predicted model, not a curated record